GACAACUUUUUGCAGGCCUUGUUUUUGCCGAGCGUCCAGCAGCAGUUUCAGUUGGAGGAUGGCCCGGUAGAAGACGUAGAGUUUGAAGAGUCAGAUUCCGAUGGUCUUUUUCCAGAGUCUGAGUGCGAGAUUUUUCAGGAAUCAGAUGAUGAUCUGAACUUCUUCGCAUCAGAUGAUGAGCAGAGACUUCCUUUGGUGCCAGUUGCAUCAGGCAGCAGUGGGCCCAGUGGACGCCGGUAUGGCUCGGGGGUGGUCAUGUACCUCUGGCUGGUCUAUCACUCCUCUGCGGAAUGCUUGCCAACAGAUCCAGGCCAUCGGCUUCGUAAACCUGAAGGUUCUGCAGAAACACCAUUUCCAGAGAUUAAUAGUGACGGCAGUGAUGAGUUGGAUCGCAGGGUCAAUGCUUUCAUGACUUCAUUGAACACUUACAAGACCGACGUGGAUGUGCACCUGGUCGGACCAGGAACUUUCAAAGGCAUUCGUCAAGAACCGAUCUCUAUUUCGAGUAUUGCGCGCAUUGCAGUUCCACCUCGGAAGAGGAUGUUGCGGAUGGCAAUUGCUACAAAUUCACUCUGUUGCAUGCUUGACGGUAUGGAUCAGGCAAAGUUCAAGAUACCUCGUGUGAGAGGCCGUGACAACAUCUCCAACUCAAAACUCUUCAGUAGCCUGUUCAGGCCUCGUUUACACGUGGCUGGAACUUGGAUUCACGGGCGAAGACUCACACUUUGGGUUGCAGACGAAGAUCUCUGCAAGAAUUCCACAACACAGAUGGAGAUGCUAGCGCGCUGUUUGUCCGAUGUCAACAACGAGCAUGGAUUGCCUUUUGGCCUUUGCUGCCAACAAGAUAAUACAUAUAGGGAGGGAAAGAACCGGCACUUCCUGGCUUUCUGCAUCUUGCUGAUCGGGCUGAAGGCCUUCAGAUGGUGCGUUGCCAGCUUUCUUCGUGUUGGACACAGCAGCCACGAAGACUUGGAUCAGGUCUUUUCCAUCCAAGCAUCCCUGAUUGCAAGGAAUGAGUUCAACACCCCGGAAGAAUUGAUGCAGAUCAUGGAUUCCGCUUCCCGUCCUGACAGGCAGAGUGAGGCCAUGCGCAAAUCCCAGAAGACCAACUUCAAUGUUGACUGCGAAUGCAAGAAGCUUGAUGAGUGUGCUGAAUGGCAGCAGUGGGUGGCCAUGCUUGGCAUUCGUUUGAAGGGUCGAGUGGGGCAGUUGCGCUUCAGCUUGCGAAAAGACAUCGACCCGUCAAGCUAUGGACAUUGUGAAUGUGAAGAGUUGCGCGGACAGCCCCGUAGCGGGGAAGAUGUGAUCCUCAUUGCCAAAAAAUUCAUGGCUUCACCGGAGCCCUACAAGGUUGUGGUGCUCCUCAGUGCAGAGCAGUGUGCCACUUUGAGAAAGAGUAUCUGUCAACCCUCUGGGGUGGCCAGUCGGCGUCCAAUUUCUGACAAGGUGACAAGCAACAUCAAAGGGAAAGUCCCUGUUCUCCUGAGGAACCAGAUCUUGCACCCAGAUGCAGCGGCAUAUUUGCAGAAUUGGGCGGGUUCCACCCUUGAACACCUUCCGCGUCCGAGGGCAUAUUCUGUUUUGAACCACAGAUAUGAUCAAGAUCCUGAAGUUGGUGGGCAGACUGUUCCAUGGCAACCGAAGGUUCGUGAGAGGCACAUUGAUUUGACAUUGCUGGACGACGAAGAUCGCCAGUCUGGAAUUGCAGCCUAUGAAACCGAGCUUGGCAUUUCCAGGGACGAGGGAUUUGAGGGUGGGGCGGGAAACCAGAAACAAGAUGGUGAUGAUGAAGUGUUCGAGGCCUCUGAUGCAGAGGGAUCUGCAGAGCCAGGGUCUGCAGACCCUUCGCAGACUUUGCCACAUGACAGCGGAUCCCUCCAAGUCGAUGGUGUUGGGGCACAGGUCCACAACUGGGUGAAUUGGGCAUUUGCGGCCCGUGGCAGCACCCAGUUGGUGGAGAGCUUCAUAGGGACCAUGCGUGCUUGUGCCGCCAAAGGAGAUGUUGAAAUACCCAUUGGUAGUGUGUGCACUGGUUGGGGAGUCGCCGAGAUGGUGGUUUCAGAGUUAAAUGAAAAGUUGGUCGAACUGGGGGAUGGCCGCUUACCCCAGGCGCUCGCUUUUUUUUGA
Cladocopium goreaui is the source of this 2127-nucleotide messenger RNA. NCBI's taxonomy places the organism in Eukaryota, Dinophyceae, Suessiales, Symbiodiniaceae. The record is from the annotation of a GenBank genome assembly.